AUGUUCGUAGUGUCUAGUUGGGAUUCCCUCUGCAUGAAGGUUAGGGUUUCCAUAACAACGUCGGAGGCGCUGAAGGAGGCGGAGAACAAUGACAGCAUCACCGUGUUCACCAGGAUCCUGGAUGGGCUGCUGGAUGGCUACGACAACCGUCUAAGGCCAGGGCUAGGAGAAAAUGUCACAGAGAUCAAAACAAAUAUAUUUGUCACGAGCUUCGGCCCAGUUUCAGACACUGAGAUGGAAUACACCAUUGAUGUGUUUUUCCGUCAGAGCUGGAAGGAUGAGCGUCUUUGCUUCAAGGGCCCCAUGGAGAUGCUGGCUCUAAACAACCUGCUGGCCAGCAACAUCUGGACUCCUGACACCUUCUUCCUCAACGGCAAGAAGUCCAUCGCCCACAACAUGACCACGCCCAACAAGCUGCUGAGACUAAAGGAUGAUGGGACUCUACUCUACACUAUGAGGUUAACCAUAGCAGCAGAAUGCCCCAUGCAACUGGAAGACUUUCCUAUGGAUGCCCAUGCAUGUCCCUUGAAGUUUGGAAGCUAUGCCUACCCUGUCUCGGAGGUGGUGUACACGUGGACGCAGGGUGCGGCCAAGUCAGUGGUGGUGGCGGAGGAUGGCUCACGGCUCAACCAGUACCAUCUGAUUGGCCAGACUGCCGGCACCGAGGACAUCCAUACCAGCAGAGGUCAGUACACCGUCAUGAUGGCCCACUUCUACCUGAAGAGGAAGAUCGGUUACUUCGUUAUCCAGACGUACAUGCCUUGCUUCAUGACAGUCAUCCUCUCCCAGGUGUCCUUCUGGUUGAACCGGGAGUCUGUACCUGCCAGGACUGUCUUUGGAGUGACGACCGUGCUGACCAUGACCACCCUCAGCAUCAGCGCCCGUAACUCCCUCCCCAAGGUGGCCUACGCUACGGCCAUGGACUGGUUCAUCGCCGUCUGCUACGCCUUCGUGUUCUCCGCCCUCAUCGAGUUUGCUACCGUCAACUACUUCACCAAGAGAAGCUGGGCCUGGGACGGUAAGAAGGCCAUGGAGGCACAGCAACACCCCAAGAAGAGAGACCCCAUGGUGCUGUCGAAGAAGCCCAACAACGUGUGCUCGGCAGGAGUGAACUACACACCCAACAUCACAAAGGACGUCUCCAUCUCCACCAUCUCCAACAGCACCUCCGUCCAGCUGAAGUCAGCCGAGACCAAGCUACCCGAUCCCAAGAAGACCUACAACAGCGUGAGCAAGAUUGACAAGAUGUCCCGGAUAGUGUUUCCCGUUCUCUUUGGAACGUUUAACCUGGUGUACUGGGCCACGUACCUGAACAGGGAUCAACCAGUGAUUAAAGGAGCCUCUUCUACAUAA
This is a messenger RNA of Hypomesus transpacificus, 1353 nucleotides long. RefSeq names its product gamma-aminobutyric acid receptor subunit alpha-5-like. Gene Ontology annotation, cellular component: GABA-A receptor complex; synapse; dendrite membrane. Gene Ontology annotation, biological process: synaptic transmission, GABAergic; regulation of postsynaptic membrane potential; signal transduction. The coding region runs from base 1 to 1353 and encodes 450 amino acids. The record is from RefSeq and is a predicted model, not a curated record. The transcript is spliced from 11 exons. Lineage: Eukaryota; Metazoa; Chordata; Actinopteri; Osmeriformes; Osmeridae. Gene Ontology annotation, molecular function: GABA-gated chloride ion channel activity; inhibitory extracellular ligand-gated monoatomic ion channel activity; transmitter-gated monoatomic ion channel activity involved in regulation of postsynaptic membrane potential.